Messenger RNA from Thyridium curvatum, 930 nucleotides. RefSeq lists its product as uncharacterized. NCBI's taxonomy places the organism in Eukaryota, Fungi, Ascomycota, Sordariomycetes, Thyridiales, Thyridiaceae. The record is from RefSeq and is a predicted model, not a curated record. The transcript has a single exon. The coding region runs from base 1 to 930 and encodes 309 amino acids.
AUGUCUUUGAGGAGUAGCAUCGUGGCCAUGUGCCUUGCCCUGGCACCCGUCUACGCCGCCAACCCCAUGACCUGCGAGUGCCCUGCCAGCGGAGCUUCCACCAACAGCGUCGUCACCGUGACCGAGACGCGCACCGCAACCAACGACCCGCCCGUCUCUACCGUCAUCCAGACGGUCACCAAGCCUGCCGACAACAACAACGGCGGCGGCGGCGGCAACACCAACGUCCACACCGUCACUGUCAGCAACGUUGUCACCGAGACCCAGACGGCCGUCGUCACCGUCACGCAGACUGCUCCUCCUGUCGGCGGCGGCGUCAAAAUCGUCACCGUGACGGUCACGAACACCUAUACCAAGGCCGGCGAGCCCUCCACCGUCUACCAGACCGUCACCAACACCGGCGGCGGCGACAACACCAACACCAACAGCGCCUCCAUGACGCCGCCAGUCACCAAGCCCCAGGACACCAGCUCCCCCACCGGCGGCAACAGCAACAGCAACAACCCGGCCACCACCACCGACUGCCCUCCCGAGGGUCCCGGCACCACCGUGGACAUCACCAUGACCACCAAGGCGCCCCCGACCACGAUCGGCGACAACGGCGGCUACCCGACCACCACCGCGAGCGACCACCCCUUCACCUGCCACCACAACGGCACGUGCUACAACCACAGCGGCAAGCCCAUCACCAACAUCGUCACCUUCACCCAGACCGGCGACCUGUGCGGCGUCUCGACCCUGCUCGAGACCGUCUACAACACAAUCACCGCCACCGUCGUCGUCACCGCCGACCAGCCCGCCCCCUCGUCCGGCUUUGGCGGCAACUCGACUGUCAACGGCACCUCGACGGAGGAGGGCGUCUCCCGCCUCAGGGCACGUAAGCUCCUCGACGUCAACGCCGCUGGCCAUGUUGUCCGGAGGAAGUACUGA